ACCGCUUGCCCUUCCUGGUAACCUGUUUGCAUGUAAACAUAACAUGGCAUCAUUGCACGAUCCCGGCGAGGCCAACAGUGUGACAGUCACUAUAUCUCACCUUUUAUUAAAUGAACAAGCAGCUGUGCUGAACAAUGACAAUGUCAAAGAGUUGUUUGUGGCCUACAACUUUUUGGGCAUUGAGCCAGCAGAACUGGAAACUCCAUUCUCCCUGCCAAAACCUAAGGCUAAUAACCCAGUCACUUACAACUACACAAAAACUUUCCAGGUGGACAUGCAAGAAAACUAUGAGAGGAGGCAGUACCUGGCUAGUAUGUUGUUACCUGAUGACCCAGAGCAGGGCAGAAUCCGUUUUACAGUCGUGAGUGAUCCCACCGAUGAUGAUGAAUUAGGUGUUGAGUGUGAAGACAUUGGUGUAGCCUUCGUCAGUGUCAAAGAGAUCCUCAUGACCAAGAAAGAUGUUGAGGAUCAAAAUGUCGAAAUCUACGAUGUAAAGAAUGAACAAGAUGUGAUAGGAACUCUGAAUGUGACAGUGAAAUGCCUGCCUGCCCUAGAGGCUGUGGAGAAGGAGAUGAAGAUUGAGGGAACUUACUAAACACCCCUUCCAUCCCCCCCAAAACCCCAUCUGUGAGCAUGGAGGGCAAGAGAGAAACCUGGGGAAAAUACUAUAAAAAUCAGCUGAAAUAUUGUAAACAAAGAAUGCAUACUGAUUGCAAGAGAAAACUGCAGAAAUUUGGAACCACAGUUUAAGGAGGAUUAUUGUCUUCAUAGGAAAAGUUCAUUCACACCCAAGUUUUAGAUUCAACAUACUCAUAAACACUGCGACUGAUGUACAUGGAUAGUGUGUUCAGGUGCUACUAAAGUGUGCUGAACAUUAACUCACACAAAGUGUGCUGAACAUUAACUCGCACAAUGGGUGCUGAACAUUAACUCGCACAAAGUGUGCUGAACAUUAACUCGCACAAAGUGUGCUGAACAUUAAGCUACAUGAUACAUUUAUGUGCAUCAUGUGAGAUCGUUAACAUUAUAACACUUUAUUUUAUGCUACACAUGAUGCGUCUUAGAUAGAGAAUUUAAUGUUUACAAAUACGUUUCAUCCACUUAGAGGUGAUUUAUUUAGUAAACAGUGGAAGUUUAUUUCACUGAAAUGUUGUUUUUUUUCCUAUUAAAGAAAAACGAUAUCAAAUUA
Molecule: messenger RNA, 1189 nt
Organism: Ostrea edulis (European flat oyster)
Lineage: Eukaryota; Metazoa; Mollusca; Bivalvia; Ostreida; Ostreidae
Product: X-linked retinitis pigmentosa GTPase regulator-interacting protein 1-like
Exons: 5
Coding region: 44-595 (183 amino acids)
Biological process (GO): non-motile cilium assembly
Cellular component (GO): ciliary transition zone
Source: RefSeq, a predicted model, not a curated record